CGAGCCGCUGCGCCGCCAUUUUGUCUCUGUCACUUUCGGCGGCGCGAUCGGUUCGGGAGGAGAGGCGGCGGCGGACCCGGUACUUGGCGAGGGGGGAAUCGGUCAGGAGGACACGAUGAUAUCGGCCGCCCAGCUCCUAGAUGAGCUUAUGGGCCGGGACAGAAACCUGGCCCCGGAUGAGAAACGCAGCAACGUGCGGUGGGACCAUGAGAGCGUUUGUAAAUACUACCUUUGUGGCUUUUGCCCUGCUGAAUUAUUUACAAACACUCGUUCUGAUUUAGGUCCUUGUGAAAAAAUUCAUGAUGAAAAUCUCCGUAAACAGUAUGAGAAGAGCUCUCGUUUUAUGAAGGUGGGCUAUGAGAGAGACUUCUUGCGCUACUUGCAAAGCUUGCUGGCAGAGGUGGAGCGCAGGAUCCGAAGAGGCCAUGCUCGCUUGGCACUCUCACAGAAUCAGCAGUCUUCUGGGGGAGCAGGACCUACUGGCAAAAAUGAAGAAAAGAUUCAGGUGUUAACUGACAAAAUUGAUGUACUUCUACAACAGAUUGAAGAACUAGGUUCAGAGGGGAAGGUGGAAGAGGCACAAGGAAUGAUGAAACUUGUUGAACAGUUAAAGGAAGAGAGAGAACUGCUGAGGUCUACAACUUCAACAAUUGAGAGCUUUGCAGCCCAGGAGAAGCAGAUGGAAGUUUGUGAAGUUUGUGGAGCCUUUUUAAUCGUGGGAGAUGCACAGUCCAGGGUAGAUGACCACUUGAUGGGAAAGCAGCACAUGGGUUAUGCCAAAAUAAAAGCUACUGUAGAAGAUUUAAAAGAGAAGUUACGAAAAAGAACAGAAGAGCCUGACCGUGACGAGAGGUUAAAAAAAGAGAAACAAGAGCGGGAAGAGAGAGAGAAAGAGAGGGAGCGGGAAAGGGAGGAGCGGGAGAGGAAGAGACGGCGUGAAGAGGAGGAGAAGGAAAAGGAGAGGGCUCGUGACAGAGAGAGGCGCAAAAGGAGCCGCUCCCGGAGCAGGCACUCGAGCAGGACCUCUGACAGACGCUGCAGCCGCUCCCGAGACCACAAGCGCUCGAGAAGCAGAGACAGAAGGCGCAGCAGGAGUCGUGACCGCAGGAGAAGCAGAAGCCACGACAGGUCAGAAAGGAAGCACAGGUCUCGCAGCAGGGACCGGAGGCGAUCGAAAAGCCGGGACCGGAAAUCAUACAAGCACAGAAGCAAAAGCAGAGAGAGGGAGCAAGACAGGAAGUCAAAAGAAAAAGAAAAGAGGGGAUCUGAUGAUAAAAAAAGUAGUGUGAAGUCCAGUAGUCGAGAAAAACAGAGUGAAGACACAAAUACAGACUCGAAGGAGAGUGAGACUAAGAAUGAGGUCAAUGGGACCAAUGAAGACAUUAAAUCUGAAGUGCAGCGUAAGUAUGCACAGAUGAAGAUGGAGCUAAGCCAAGUAAGAAGACAUACUAAAGCACCUUCUGAAGGAAAGGACAGUGUAGUCCUGCAAAACAUUUUGAGGUACAUUGUUUUGUCUCAGCUCUUUUGUAGCAGACUCGUGCCCCCAUUAGUGUGCCUCUUUGGGACGUAUCUGUAAUGUAGCCACCACUAGAACAAUGAAUGGUCCUUUUUUAUUUGUAGGGAAUUUGUUCUCUCUUUUUUUUUUUUUUUAAGUUGAACUGUUUUUGUAUUUAAGUCCAUAUUGUGUUGGUACAUUGGCAGAAACUUUUGCUGUAACUCUUAAUAUUUGAGGCACAUGUUGGACUACUUUGUUUUCAUAUAAACUGCUGGUAUUUCUUUGUCAAGGAUGUUUCCAGUUUUUUGCUUUAUUGCCUUGCAUUCUAAUGCAGUUUGUUCUGUAACUCGAGAGCCAGUAGCAUUGGAUUGAUGGAAGUGUAGGGUUUAUGAAUUAUUGCAGCUGACUACCAUACCUCACACAGCGUUGGUGUUGUGAGCGGCCCAUGAAAAGCCAAAUUAAAAAUCAAGGAUUCAGUCAAACUAAGCAGGUACUCAUGCCAGGUACUCCUUUCUCUACCCACAUCCAUGUUUGAAUGCUGUUGCCUGUACUCUUUAAGCUUACUGUUGUGUUUUUGAUUUUCGAGCUAGUGGGAAGGACUUUGUGUAUUGUGUGACCUCUGUAACCCCGAUGUUAACAGACUGGACUUUCUUCCGACUGUGUGUAGGGACGCAGUGCUGCCCAGAAUUAGAUAUCUUUAAGAGUUUAAAAUGCAAUAAACACUGCGUAGUAACCGCCUUGUUACUUUCAAUGCAAUUCAAGUCUUUCAGAGGUAUGUCUUUAAUAUUUCCUACUGUGUAGGAGCGUGCAGCCAGCCAGAGCACAGGGCAGCGGGAUGGCUGGUGACAGCCUGCUCCGGCCAGUGUAGAUACAGACAGAUGCCACCAGAUGUUGGCAGUGUCCGUGGCAGGGAUGUAUGCAGAGAAACUGGCUGUUGGACAUGAACCAGCUAAAGGAAUGCAAAUGCUGUAUGAAAGGAAAACAUGAAGCUUUUUCCCCACUCUUGACUUAGCUUUUUUGCUCUUACAGAAGGUCUUUAGCUGUAUUCCUGAAGUAAGGCACUAACAGUGGAGAGUGCAGCUGAUAAAUGAGCUUCUUGCAACCUGAGUUGUUACUGUAGUUUCAUGAUUUAUGCUAGGAACUCUUAAAGAUGAGCGAACCGUUAAUGUUGCGUUGCUGCUGCUAAAGCCAGGCCUGUUCAAUGUUGCCAUUUCUGUAGAGUUAAGAUGACAGCUAACAACUGGGCCAGUGUAUAGGAGUGGCAAACAAACUGCUCCUUCUGCUCUCUAAUUGUCUCUUUUCCCAACGUUUUGCAUUCUAGGACUGCUACGUGAGGAGUCUGUGAAGGCAGAGGAAGACAGCUUAAACUGAAGAUCUGCUUUAAAAUGAGGUGACAGAAAGCUGUAGUGGCGUAGAAAAUUAUAAAGUUGAGUUAGCAGUUUUUAUUUUUUUUUUUUAUAUAUAAAAUUUAAUGCAGGACUGGUGUUCCCUCCCAGAGUCAGAAAGAUGUGUUGAUACUGGCACAUAUGCUACUGAGUAUAUAAAGUCCUGUAUCCUUUCU
Dryobates pubescens (Downy woodpecker) is the source of this 3056-nucleotide messenger RNA. It is a transcript of the gene LUC7L3, whose product is annotated as LUC7 like 3 pre-mRNA splicing factor. Bases 116 to 1576 code for a protein of 486 amino acids. Gene Ontology annotation, cellular component: U2-type prespliceosome; U1 snRNP. The record is from RefSeq and is a predicted model, not a curated record. The transcript is spliced from 11 exons. Gene Ontology annotation, biological process: mRNA splice site recognition. NCBI's taxonomy places the organism in Eukaryota, Metazoa, Chordata, Aves, Piciformes, Picidae. Gene Ontology annotation, molecular function: mRNA binding.